UGCAGGGGGGCUGGAGCUGGCAAAGGUGGUCGCCCCAGCCCCAAAGCGCACCUAGAGCAGCUUCAACGGGCUUAGCUGGCCUGGCCCCUGAAGAGCCGCACUCUGGGCACCCCGCGGCUCUUGUCACGGGGGGGCAAAGCUGGCCUCAGGGAGGGUCCAACACAGGCCAGUUUCCCCUGAGGAACUCAGGAACUGCACCCACACCACUGGCAACCAGAAAUUCAGGAGGACGCCAGCUUCCAGAGCACAGUGCCCGUACCCGGCGAAGAGACGCGGCCACUUCUCCCGAGAGCCUCUCUCGGCUCCUUCCCCUUCAGAGGCCUCACGAGACCAUCCCUUUAAUGACCCCAGCUGAAAUUUUGUCCAGGGUCGACUUAACAAGGGCACCACCUCAAUGCCCAGAACACACUUUUCUAAAAACCAGGACAAUUUCCACCUGCCUCCGGCCCGUGGCCCCUUUCUUCCCCAAUGCCGCUGGCUUGGAGAUGGACGGUCCCUCCACCAACCGUGCCUCCUCUUCCACGGCUUCCCAUGAGGCCCCCACAGCAGGGCCCCCAACAUGCUGGACACCUUCCCUGCUUUCUCCCAACAUCACCCGUGCACCCUGGCUGUCCACCCGGCACUCUGCCAUUCCUGCUCAGAACUGGACUCUCUCCUCUCUCUGGGGAUGCCCCUGGGACUCCUUCAGCUCUGGCCCCCUGGGCGGCCACCUCAGUCCCUGAUUGGCGCCACAGGCCUGGACUCUCCCUCUCCUCUCUCCAUCUCUUUUCAUCCCUCUUUCUACCUCUCCUCUCCUCUCCCUUUCCUCUCCCCAUCUCCCCACUCAGACUUUCAGGAAUGUCCCUAUUCCCUGUUACCCCCGCCAUGGUCCUCACAGCUCAGGAUCUGAGAUGUGAGCUCCAGAAAUGCCCAUGUGGAAGAGGCAGCCAGAGCCCUCUGCCCAGCAAACGCCCCUGGAUUCAGGAGAAGAGGUCAGCUCCAGUCAAUGAGGAUGGCUUGCUGCCAGAAUGGGACAGCCUGCCUCUGUGCAGGGAGCCGAAGGCUCGUUUCUCCUUUGGUGUGUUUCAGGGGAAGGUCAUUUUGGCUGUUGAACGAGGGAACAGACCAGAGACAAGGAGAGCCACCAGCAGGCAGCCUGGACCACAGGGGGAAGUGGAGCCGUCAUCUUCUCUGCUUCCCAGCCCCAAGAUCCAGCUCAACACCCAGAUUCAACCAUUUGCUCAAUCUUGUCAUUUCCACCUCCAGAGCAUCUCACAUUUCAGUGCUGGAAUGGAAGUCAGGAAGACCUGGAUUCAAAUCCCCCUUAAGACACUUGUUAGCUGUGUGACUUUGGCCAAAUAACAUCUGUCUGUGCCUCAGUUUCCUUGUCUGUACAAUGAAGGCGUUGGCUAUGGCUAUGAUCCCUUGAUCCCUUCUCUUCAGCCAGUCGGUGAUACAGGACAUGCUCAGGAGAGAGCUAGAUCUAUCGAUGCUUAGAAAGGAUAACAGAAGCCUAUGGGAGCUGAUGCAGUAGAUCUUCCAGAGGCAGAGGGUUGAAGGAGAAGACAAGGUGACAUGGGACACAGAGCCCAUGGUGACACCUGCAGUUAGUGAACGUGACCUGGAGGAAGGUCUUCAGUCUUCUGAGGCCCAAGGCUGGAAGUGACCAGAGUAAGAUCCAACCACCAUGAAGAGGCAGGGCUGGGCUACACACACACAACCCGCCUGACCCCAGGGUGGCCAAGACUUCCCUCCCUAACUACCCAGCACUGACUCUGAAUGCAGGCUCCCAAUACCUACAUC
This is a messenger RNA of Phascolarctos cinereus (koala), 1782 nucleotides long. The record is from RefSeq and is a predicted model, not a curated record. NCBI's taxonomy places the organism in Eukaryota, Metazoa, Chordata, Mammalia, Diprotodontia, Phascolarctidae.